AUAAGAAGCCAGCGCAGGCCUAGGGUUCUCUUCCUCGUCCAGUGCUCCCCUUCGCGCCGCCGCCGCUGCUCUUCGCUUCGCGUGCUCGUCGGCCUCCAUCCUCGCGAGAACAAGAGCAUGGACACCCAGGUGAAGCUUGCUGUUGUGGUGAAGGUGAUGGGCAGGACCGGCUCCAGGGGUCAGGUGACCCAGGUCAGAGUGAAGUUCUUGGAUGACCAGAACCGGCUCAUCAUGAGGAACGUCAAGGGCCCGGUUCGUGAGGGUGACAUCCUCACCCUUCUCGAGUCCGAGAGGGAGGCCAGGAGGCUGCGCUGAGGGAACUGGGGUUUUGGUGGUUCUUGUAUGGAGAUGGAUGUCGGAUUUGAGCUAUGUUUGUCAAACUUUGUGUGGCCCUUAGAACAGUUGCCUUAUGAUUAGUAAGCCUGGUGAUAAGAUUGCAGUUUUGUUUUAUGAUCCAGGUUGAAAGUGCACUUGUGCUGAGACAUCAGACAUGGUUAUCUUUUGCUAUACUAGCCCUAUCAAUGCAUCAUUAAAUACCAGCUGAAUCUCAAGGUUUUAGCUGAAUCUCAA
This is a messenger RNA of Panicum hallii, 570 nucleotides long. RefSeq names its product 40S ribosomal protein S28. The record is from RefSeq and is a predicted model, not a curated record. Gene Ontology annotation, molecular function: structural constituent of ribosome. Gene Ontology annotation, biological process: ribosomal small subunit assembly; translation; maturation of SSU-rRNA. The transcript is spliced from 2 exons. Gene Ontology annotation, cellular component: cytosolic small ribosomal subunit; ribosome. Bases 118 to 315 code for a protein of 65 amino acids. NCBI's taxonomy places the organism in Eukaryota, Viridiplantae, Streptophyta, Magnoliopsida, Poales, Poaceae.